GCCCAGAAGUAUGACCCCCAGCGGGAGCAGGAGUUGCGGCUGUGGAUCGAGGACAUGACGGGGGAGCGCCUUGCAGACAACUUCAUGGAGGGGCUGAAGGAUGGCGUCAUCCUGUGCAAACUCAUCAACAAACUGCAGCCUGGCUCCGUGAAGAAGGUGAACGAGUCCACUCAGAACUGGCACCAGCUCGAGAACAUCAGUAACUUCAUCAAGGCCAUCACCAAGUACGGCGUGAAGCCGCACGACAUUUUCGAAGCCAACGACCUCUUUGAGAACACGAACUACACCCAGGUGCAGUCCACCCUGAUCGCCCUGGCGAGCCAGGCCAAGACAAAAGGCAACAAAGUGAACAUGGGUGUCAAAUACGCCGAGAAGCAUCAGCGCCGAUUCCAGCCGGAGAAGCUGAAAGAAGGACGGAACAUUAUCGGGCUGCAGAUGGGCACCAACAAGUUUGCCAGCCAGCAGGGCAUGACGGCGUACGGCACCCGCCGGCACCUCUAUGACCCCAAACUGGGCACAGACCAGCCCCUGGAUCAGGCCACCAUCAGUCUACAAAUGGGCACCAACAAGGGAGCCAGCCAGGCGGGCAUGACGGCCCCAGGGACCAAGCGGCAGAUCUUCGAGCCCACGCUGGGCAUGGAGCACUGCGACAGCCUCAACGUCUCCCUGCAGAUGGGCAGCAACAAGGGCGCCUCGCAGCAGGGCAUGACCGUGUACGGGCUGCCACGCCAGGUCUACGACCCCAAGUACUGCCUCCAGCCCAACUAUGCCAUGGUCGGCGAGGACGAGUACAACCACAGCCAACACAACUUCUACAACUCCGAAUGA
Molecule: messenger RNA, 828 nt
Organism: Emys orbicularis (European pond turtle)
Lineage: Eukaryota; Metazoa; Chordata; Testudines; Emydidae
Gene: CNN1
Product: calponin 1
Exons: 6
Coding region: 55-828 (257 amino acids)
Biological process (GO): actomyosin structure organization; actin filament organization
Cellular component (GO): actin cytoskeleton
Molecular function (GO): actin filament binding
Source: RefSeq, a predicted model, not a curated record